This is a messenger RNA of Lates calcarifer (barramundi perch), 2894 nucleotides long. It is a transcript of the gene polh, whose product is annotated as polymerase (DNA directed), eta. Gene Ontology annotation, cellular component: site of double-strand break; nucleus; replication fork. NCBI's taxonomy places the organism in Eukaryota, Metazoa, Chordata, Actinopteri, Centropomidae. The transcript has 10 exons. Gene Ontology annotation, biological process: error-prone translesion synthesis; response to radiation. The record is from RefSeq and is a predicted model, not a curated record. Gene Ontology annotation, molecular function: damaged DNA binding; DNA-directed DNA polymerase activity. Bases 139 to 2355 code for a protein of 738 amino acids.
UUUUAUGUAACGCCGAAUGGCUGCGUGAAAUACAAAGUUUCAGGAACGGAAACAGUUGUACUUCGGCGCCCAGUUCAACUUCAGUGAACACCUAGAGCUGGUGUAUAUUUUACUCUCGACCGACUCUCCUCCUCAGUGAUGGAGUAUGGAAAAGAAAGAGUGGUGGCGUUAGUCGACAUGGACUGUUUUUACGUGCAGGUGGAGCAGAGGUUGAAUCCAGCUCUGAGGAACACCCCCUGUGUGGUGGCACAGUACAAGACGUGGAAAGGAGGCAGUAUCAUAGCUGUGAGCUACGAGGCCAGGGCCUAUGGUGUCACCAGGAACAUGUGGGUGGAUGAUGCAAAGCAACUGUGCUCAGAUCUCCAGGUGGCACGAGUGCGCGAAUCUCAUGGCAAGGCAGACCUAACACAUUACAGGGAGGCGAGUGUGGAGGUGAUCGAGGUGAUGUCUCGCUUUGCUGUGAUUGAAAGAGCCAGCAUUGACGAGGCCUACAUGGAUCUGACUGCUGCAGUCCAGCAGCGGUUGAAAGACAUGACUGACAAACAAGUAGAGCCUCACCUGCUGAGAACGACCUACAUCCAGGGGUACCCACAAAGUGCAGAGGACGCUAUCUUAGAUAAAGAGGAGCAGAGGUCCAGAGGUCUCCAGCAGUGGCUGGCAUCCUUACCUGUCCCUCUGUCAGGGGGGCAGAGCUCUGCAGAUCUGCAGCUAGCCGUGGGGGCUCUCAUUGUUGAGGAGAUGAGAGCAGCUGUGGAGAAACACACAGGUUUCCGUUGUUCAGCAGGGAUAUCACACAAUAAGGUGCUGGCCAAACUAGCCUGUGGUCUGAACAAACCUAACCGACAAACUGUUGUGCCUUUGGACUCUGUAACAGAACUUUUCAGCUCUUUACCCAUCAGCAAAAUCCGUAACCUGGGGGGUAAGCUGGGAGCCUCCAUCACAGAAACUCUGGGAAUAGAGAACAUGGGAGAUUUAACUCGCUUCUCUCAGGCACAGCUGACACAGCACUUUGGAGAAAAAACAGGCCAGUGGCUGUAUGACCUGUGUCGGGGGAUCGAGUUUGAAGCAGUGAAACCCAGACAGCUUCCCAAGUCCAUCGGCUGCAGUAAAAACUUUCCUGGGAAGACAUCACUUGCUACUAAAGAACAGGUACAGUACUGGCUUAAUCAACUGGCUCUUGAGCUGGAGGAGAGGCUGACCAAGGACAGAGAAGUGAACGGUCGAGUAGCCAAGUUGUUGACAGUUGGUGUGCGUCAGCUUGGGGAUAAAAAGCAGAGCAGCUUCUCUCGCUGUUGUGCUUUAGUGCGCUAUGAAGCAACCAAAAUAUCCAUAGACAGCUUUGCCAUUAUCAGGAGCCUCAACACAGCAGGAAACCACCAGGUUACAUGGACUCCACCCCUCACCAUGCUACACCUCUCAGCUAGCAAAUUCAGUGAUGCCCCAUCAGCAGGGGGCAUUGCUGGUUUCCUCUCCAGCGAUGUGUCUUCAACCCAGAGCCUUUCCUCUGCCACUCAGUCCUCCAGAAGGCCACGCUCUGAGCUGAAAAAUAACUCAACAUGCAAACAACCUGGCAGUAUUCAAUCCCUCUUUCAAAAGGCAGCUGAAAAACAAAGACAGAAGGUAACAAAAGAAGACGACGAGGAGGAUGAGGAUGAAGAUGAAGAUACGUGUUCCUCCAUCUUUCCCAAAACAUCUGCUGGUGGUCAGUUAGAGACAGAUACCAAUUGCCUGGUUUCUUCCUUCAUACUUUCCUCUGACUCUAAAAAUAGUUCAUCUGGCAAUCGUGGAAUUUCCUCUUUCUUCCAUAAGAAGAGUCUUGAAAGAACUCUACAGGCCCCAGCAUCAACAGUGAGCGAGCCAGACAAACCUGGAGCUGUCAAUAAAAAAGAAAAUUCAGAAGACAAUGGUGCUGUUGUGUCAGGCCUGGAGGAAGAACCUUGUUCAGAGUUUACAUCUCACCAGACACCAUGUGAAGAGAUAAAGGAUGAACUGGACAUUGACCCAGGGGAAAAUCACCAUCCACCCAGUGUGGCCAAAGAAGACCUCUUAAACUGUGAGCGCUGCGGCCAGGAGGUGUCAGUCUGGGAAAUGCCUGAGCACAACGACUAUCACUUUGCCCUGGACCUCCAGAAUUCACUCUCUUCAUCUGCAAGUUCAGCAGCUGUAUCUACCUCUUCCUCCACUGCUUUCCCCUCUUCUUUUUCUGCAUCUCCUCUCAGAGCGGGAGCUGCAGGCACAGCCCAGUCCACCCGGGGCAAGACAAAAACCAGAGGCCAGUCGGGACCCCAACCGAAAAGACCCCGCUCUCAAGGUGGAAGUAUGGGCACACUGGAUUCUUUCUUCAAGAGGAACUGAAGAUGUACUGUAGAGCAGCAUUUUUAAAAUAAAAUAAAGUACAAACUCCUGAUGAUAUCACAAACGUGAAGACAAAGCCAUAUUGUAACAGGGUCACUGGGACUUCCUUUAAAUGAUUGAUGUUAGUGAUCUUUAUAUUAUAAUGUGCACGAAUUAAAGAAAAGUAUUUAUUUAUGUACUUUUUGUGGUAAUGAAAAGGCUGUAAAAUUAUCCUUCCUGAUUUGUUUACACUUGUCUCCAGUGGUGAGUCUAUUGUUCUGUAGUGCAUGAGUGCUGAAAGUCAGCUGAAUGAGUGAAUUAGUCUUGCGUUGACUUGCAUCAGCUGGGGAGCAGAUAAGGAGCAGCCGUACCAGGAAAAUGAAACAACAAAGCCUUUUAAAAGUCAAUUUUGUGUGGUGAGUCAUGGCUCUGUGGUGUGUGAGCAAGCAGACAAAACACUGGAUGUAUGACAUGGUUGAAGACACUGAGUCAUUUUCUGAUUUGCUUAAAAGACGCUUUAACACCUGCUAAAGAGACAAUAAAAGUUUUAUUCAUGUACA